AAAGCUGAGAACAAAACUGAACACAGAACUCUCAAUUCACAUUUUUGUUGUGUCCCGCCGAACCCUCAAAAGGUCACUUUCCAAUCCAAUAUAAACACAACAAACAACACAUUUCAUUUUCAAUUCUCUCACUUCUUUCUCAUUCAUUUCAUUAAUCAAACUGUAUAAAAAUGUCAACAGUGAAUAUGUCCACCGUGAGAGUUCCGACAGCUUCAUUGCGCGGAACAACACCCUCUAGGACAUCUUGUGUUCUUAUGAAGAAUCCUUCAACUUUGACAUCUGUGAAGAACAUGUCCAAAAAAUUUGGACUAAAAUCUUCCUCAUUCAGAGUCUCUGCAAUGGCAACAUACAAAGUGAAACUGAUUGGACCAGACGGUACGGAGAACGAAUUUGAUGCCCCCGAUGACGCUUACAUUCUGGAUUCAGCUGAAGAUGCUGGAGUGGAGCUACCUUACUCAUGCAGAGCUGGUGCAUGCUCUACUUGUGCCGGCCAAGUAGUUUCAGGUUCCGUUGAUCAGUCUGAUCAAUCCUUUCUCGAUGAGCAGCAAGUCGAGAAGGGUUAUCUUCUCACAUGUGUCUCGUACCCGAAAUCCGACACCGUGAUUUACACACACAAGGAGGAGGAACUCUUCUGAGUGAUAUGUGCUUUUUGUUAGUUUUUCUAUGUUUGUUUUGACUAUGUGUCAUGUAGCUGGUUAUUGUGAAACUAUGUUGGUGUUUGUGUAAUUUCUGGAAUCAUAUUAGAAAAUAAAGGAAACAGGUUAUAAGACGCAACAUAAAUUUGUUUUCUAAAACUACUAUUGUUAUGGUUUAGUUUGAAUGUAUUUCACAGUUUGAUGCAUUAUAAUAUUUCUUGUCAAGGCUGAGAAA
Messenger RNA from Trifolium pratense (red clover), 870 nucleotides. RefSeq names its product ferredoxin, root R-B1-like. Gene Ontology annotation, molecular function: electron transfer activity; 2 iron, 2 sulfur cluster binding. Gene Ontology annotation, cellular component: plastid. The transcript has 2 exons. Gene Ontology annotation, biological process: electron transport chain. Bases 171 to 635 code for a protein of 154 amino acids. NCBI's taxonomy places the organism in Eukaryota, Viridiplantae, Streptophyta, Magnoliopsida, Fabales, Fabaceae. The record is from RefSeq and is a predicted model, not a curated record.